AUGCUGCGCCGCCUCAGCUUUCCACAAUGCACAGCUGUAUGUCGUACGCGGUUGUCAUCCUCAGUUCCAUCGACAUCGCAAGAGGAAAGUAGUGAAUUCAACAAAACCGUAGCUAACGGUGUUGCGCACGUGACUUCACUAAAUGUGUUGACUCAGGAAAGAUCAGUUCUACGGCUACGAGUUCCAAAAAUAGAGCGAACAAGGAGAUUCAGAAGAGAAUUCGCUCUCCCUGAAUGCGCUGUUGCUGGUUUACGUAAUGCACUUAUUUCUUGUGAUAGAUCUCCGAAACAGCUUCAACAUGAGGCGGACCAAUUAUCCAAUGUAUUGGCGCAAAGAAGGUUCCCCGCUCCUCCAUCUGUGGUACGUGAAGCCCGAAAUAAAAUCAAAGAAGUCCUCAGAAAGCAACAAAACGAAGAAGAUAUUGGUGAUCUCGUCGACAGUGACAGUGAUUCUCGUAUUAAUUACAAGUUGCGGAAUGAAGUUGAUAAGAUUUUAAAGAAGUCGAAUUUUAAUUGGAAGCCUCUCGACAUUGAUACAAAGGAAGCAGCUGCGGCGUACGCUUUAUCCCGGUUGGCACCUAACUAUGCAGAGAUAGCUCGCGUAUUGGAAGAAAUUGAUGCUGAAGAAUUCUCGCCGUCAACAGUUCUGGAUUACGGCAGUGGGAUUGGUGCAGGAUUCUGGGCUGUGAACGAAAAGUUUGGUUCGAAAGUGAAAGACUAUUGCAUGGUGGAUCCUUCCGAAAAUAUGAUACAGUUCUCGAUGGACAUAAUGAGGGGAGGUUCCGGAAAUCUUUUGUUUCGAAACGUAACCUUCCGUCGUCAUCUUACUCCAUCACUUCGAACAAAAUAUGACCUGGUCAUUGCUCACAGAACCUUGUGUGAACUUGGUUCACAGGAAUCUCGUCUGGAUCUUGUGGCUUCCCUAUGGAAAAGAACCAACAAGUAUUUAGUCCUCAUUGAUUCCAAUUUACGCGAUGCUUUUGAGGCACUCAUGGAAGCUCGUGAUUUCCUUUUAUGUUCGGGAACGCAGCUACAUUUAGAAGAAACCAGAUCCUUACUUGAGGAGAAACAAUUGAUGUCCGAUAGCAUAGAAGCGGUUCUGAGUGAUCGUACUCUCAGUGAUUUCGAACGAUUUUGCUUAGUUCGAGAUAUGGUUCCUCAUGAAAUUACGCUGCCCACUGCUCUAGAACCAGCAACGGUAUUUGCUCCAUGUCCACACGAUCUCGGAUGUCCAAAGCUAGGGAUAAGUGCAUGUACGUUUCCUAUACGAUGGAAUGUGAUCCGAGCUGAUGGAAAAAGAUCGCCUCGUGAAAAUUCAGGAUCAGAGACUGGAAAAUUUUCAUUUAUUAUUAUAGAGAAGGGCGUACGACAACCUCAAGAAAGCAUGGCGAGGAUACUCAAGAUACGACGUUCGAACGGUCAUGUCACUUGUGACCUUUGUACUGCAUUCAAAGGACUGCAGAGAAUUGCUGUUUCACGAAGGGCUGGUGACCUUUACCAACGGGCUCGCUCCCGACGAGAUGGUGAACUUUUACCUUUAACAAUAGAUACGGUUGCCACAGAGAAUAUGUUUGAUUUAUGUAGUGAAAAAAUAGCAGAAACUCAAUAG
Molecule: messenger RNA, 1608 nt
Organism: Necator americanus (New World hookworm)
Lineage: Eukaryota; Metazoa; Nematoda; Chromadorea; Rhabditida; Ancylostomatidae
Exons: 12
Coding region: 1-1608 (535 amino acids)
Biological process (GO): translation
Cellular component (GO): mitochondrial small ribosomal subunit
Molecular function (GO): methyltransferase activity; structural constituent of ribosome
Source: RefSeq, a predicted model, not a curated record